AUGGCUCCGAUCGCGGCCAGCCGCCAGCAGUUCGAUGAAAUUCCUACAGUGGUUGGGAUCUUUAGUGCAUUUGGCCUUGUCUUCUCUGUCUCCCUUUUUGCUUGGAUUUGCUGCCAGCGUAAAUCUUCCAAAUCCAAUAAGACCCCUCCGUAUAAGUUUGUCCAUGUUCUGAAAGGGGUUGAUAUUUACCCUGAGAAUCUCAACAGUAAGAAGAAGUUUGGAGCAGAUGACAAAAGUGAAGCAAAGAAUAAAUCAGCGAUGCCAAAGAAUUCUCUCCAUCUUGACCUGGAGAAGAGAGAUCUAAAUGGCAACUUCCCCAAAACAACCCCUAAAAUCCAGAGCUCUCCAGAUCUUGAAAAUUUGUCUCCUAAGCACUUUGUAGAAAGGAAGAAAGAUUCAGUAUCCCCUGACAGUUUAAAAUCCAUUACUUCCUUGUCAUCUGAAGAUAAACAAGACAAGCUAGGAACUCUCUUUCUCUCCUUAGAGUACAACUUUGAGAAAAAGGCAUUUGUAGUGAACAUCAAAGAAGCACGUGGGCUUCCAGCAAUGGAUGAACAGUCAAUGACUUCUGAUCCCUACAUCAAAAUGACAAUCCUACCUGAGAAAAAACACAAGGUGAAAACCAGAGUGCUGAGAAAAACCUUAGAUCCAGCUUUUGAUGAGACCUUCACGUUUUAUGGGAUCCCCUAUAGCCAAAUUCAAGACUUAACACUUCACUUUAUGAUCUUGAGCUUUGACAGGUUUUCCAGAGAUGAUAUCAUUGGAGAAGUCCUCAUUCCUCUCGCAGGAACUGAAUUGUCAGAAGGAAGGCUGCUAAUGGACAGAGAGAUCAUCAAAAGAAAUGUUAGGAAAUCAUCUGGACGUGGAGAAUUACUGAUCUCUCUCUGUUAUCAGUCUACAACAAACACGCUCACCGUGGUUGUUUUAAAAGCCAGGCAUCUACCUAAAUCUGAUGUGUCAGGAUUAUCAGACCCUUAUGUCAAAGUGAACCUAUAUCAUGCUAAGAAGAGAAUUUCUAAAAAGAAAACCCAUGUGAAGAAAUGCACCCCCAAUGCAGUGUUCAAUGAAUUGUUUGUCUUUGACAUUCCUUGCGAGGGCCUUGAUGAUAUCAGCAUUGAAUUUUUGGUUUUAGAUUCAGAUAGAGGGUCAAGGAAUGAAAUCAUUGGCCGGUUAACACUGGGAUCUUCAGCAGAAGGAACAGGUGGAGAGCACUGGAAAGAAAUUUGUGAAUAUCCUAGGAGACAAAUUGCCAAAUGGCAUAUGUUGUGUGAUGGUUAGGAGCUUAGAGAGGGGUUGGAACCCGAAAAGCUAUGUAUGUUUCUAUAGGCAAGGAGCAGUUUUCUUUCUUUGCUAUAUAUAAAUGCAAGGUAACUA
This is a messenger RNA of Opisthocomus hoazin, 1374 nucleotides long. It is a transcript of the gene SYT4, whose product is annotated as synaptotagmin 4. NCBI's taxonomy places the organism in Eukaryota, Metazoa, Chordata, Aves, Opisthocomiformes, Opisthocomidae. Gene Ontology annotation, molecular function: calcium ion binding; clathrin binding; calcium-dependent phospholipid binding. Gene Ontology annotation, biological process: calcium ion-regulated exocytosis of neurotransmitter; vesicle fusion. The record is from RefSeq and is a predicted model, not a curated record. Gene Ontology annotation, cellular component: plasma membrane; synapse; exocytic vesicle.